UAAACCAUUACGGUGCCACUUCUGUACAAGAUUACUACACAUUCCAGGAAAUAAGAUGACGAAAUAUUGCGUUUUCUUGUGUAUCACACUACUGUGUGUAAUACCAGCUCAAAUUUCAUCCCAUCGUAUAUCAGGGCGCAUAAUUGGCGGCCACAAUGCAAAUGCAGGCCAGUUCCCUUUUGCAGCAGCCAUCUACAAAAGCACCCCCGAUGGUACAUUUUUUUGCAGCGGAGCGUUGGUGUUAAGUCGAUGGGUUUUGACCGCUGGACAGUGUGUGGAUGGGGCCGUGACGUUUAAUAUUCGUUUGGGAUCCAAUAGUCUCAGCGCAAAUGAUCCUAAUGCACUGAGAGUGGCUACGGACAUCUACUAUUUGCACCCAGAUUAUGAUCCACUAACUUUGGUUAAUGAUAUAGGGAUGAUUGAAUUCCGAAUGUCCAUUACUUACACAGAGUACAUCAGACCGAUUAACAUUGUACCAUCUACCUCUCUUCCUAACUAUUCGUCGGUUGCGACUUUAGGUUGGGGGCAGACCAGCGAUGCAACUGCCGGACUGGUUGAUGAACUUCAGUACGUUUUUCUAAUUACUCUUACAACUGAAGAAUGUCAGUUAGUUUUUGGAAAUCAAAUAAGUGAUAAUAUGGUCUGUGCUGGUGGUAACUACAAUGAGGGUACUUGUAGAGGAGAUCUUGGAAGCCCACUGAUACAAUAUGGUGGGAGUAGCUCUCUGGUAUAUCUAGUAGGAGUAUCCAGUUUUAUAAGUUCUAACGGUUGCGAAAGUACUGAUCCAUCAGGAUUUACAAGAGCUAGUCCAUACAUAGGGUGGAUAAACAAUAUUACUUCUUCAACGUGAAUAAUUCCUCAUGAAAAAUUAUAACUGCUGUCAUUUUGUUACUCCUGCAUAAUAUAAAAUUAUAAAUAUAGUCAUUCUAA
This is a messenger RNA of Zophobas morio, 930 nucleotides long. RefSeq names its product brachyurin-like. The transcript has 6 exons. Gene Ontology annotation, molecular function: serine-type endopeptidase activity. Gene Ontology annotation, biological process: proteolysis. Bases 56 to 850 code for a protein of 264 amino acids. NCBI's taxonomy places the organism in Eukaryota, Metazoa, Arthropoda, Insecta, Coleoptera, Tenebrionidae. The record is from RefSeq and is a predicted model, not a curated record.